AUGGAGGAGUUUCCAGGGAUCACGGGCGGGGUUCCUCCACUGAUCAUUUACCCUGGUCGGAAUGUCAUCUCAAGUCUCUCGUCCUCCGAAUGGGAAGGAUUUCUCGACUCCUGGCUUCUCAGUCUCGAGUACCGAUUACGACUCCCGGACCAGCAAUUUCGGAGUUUCAAGUUCUCUCAGAGUGCGAGUGGCAUCCCUUUCUUGACAUCGUUCCACCGCUCGAUGUUGGAGCAUCUGGAAGCGUCGCCCUCCUCAGCGACACAGAAGGAGCGACUGUUGCUCAAGCGGGCGUAUCUACUACUCAGAAGACUUCUGCUUGUCACUCAGCUGCCAUUUGAUUACGAUAGUGCAGGUCUCGUUGAUUUGCUUGGCCGUGCAAGCCAGAUCUACUCCGGGGUCGGGGAUUGGAGAACAACACUCGAUGCUGUGUGGAAGAGGAACAAAUCACAGUUGUCAUCCGCGAUAGAGAGUGUGCAGAAGACAGCACUGAACGACUUGACUGUACAAUUGAAGUCGGCCACGCUCUUGGAUACGUACAGACGUCUCAAUGCUCUCGUCAGAUUGUCCGCGGAAACUGGCCUUGUCUUGAUGACCGGAUCAGAUUACCUUGAAUCUCUCAUGGAGGCCUACGAUCGUACCCUAGCGUUAUCGGACCCAGCUCUCUUACAGAAAGCAUUCACUGAGCAUAUCUUCUAUUGUCUGCGGAGUCUCAUGUCUGAUGGUUCCCGACAUGGCUCAAUGCUUCUAGACCAUCUCUAUCAUAUGAAGUCUGAAUCUGAACGACGGACAAAAUCUAAACCGGCCGGCCGGACACUUUGCUCAAGUUUGAUCUGCACCACUUCAAUACUGAGGCACCUUGCAGCAGACGAUGCUGUCAACGGUGGAAAACGAGGGCAAGGCUUGUUAGAAUUUUUCAUGACUUACCGCCAAAAUAACCUUCACUUGCAUCCCCCUGCUGCGCCCAGAAAGCGAAAGAUCUCAAAGGGGAAAGGAAAAGCCAGCGCAACCGAGGAGAUGCACAUACACAAAGCGUCACAGAUAUCACAAGUACAUGAACUCUUUCCUGACUUAUCAAAUCAAUACAUCCUCGGCCUCCUGGAUCACUUCAAUGACGACACAGAGGCUGUCAUUGCCGGUCUUCUUGAACCAGGAUCUUUACCCCCUGACCUGCGUAACCCAGAAGAACACCAAGGACAAUCUACAUCCUAUGAUGGCCCGGCUCAUGAUCUUGCACCUCAUUCCACACCACCACUCUUACCGCAGAGAAAGAAUGUUUUCGAUGGCGACGAUUUUGACAAGCUAAGAAUAUCAUCAUCUCGAUUACAUAAAGGCCGAAAAGAGAUGACAAUUGACCAGCCUCAAGAUGCAGGCACUAAUGCCCGCAGCAAAGCUGCAAUUAUGGCUGCUUUGGCGGCUUUCGACUCAGAUGACGACGAGAGAGAUGAUACUUACGAUGUUGCUGACGUUGGGGGCACAGUCGAUUCGACAAUCGACACGGACAGGAGACCACGGCCGGAGACAAAUGCUGAAGGCGAACCCCACGAAGAGUCACUGUUCAAAGCAUGGAAAGCCAACGCGGAGCUCUUUUCACGUGACAGUAAAACCCGUGUCUCAAAACCACGACAGGACUUGAAGCGUGAAACGGGCAUGAGUGAUGAGCAGAUUGAAGGUUGGGCCAUCAUGAUGAACAGAGAUACAAGGUUGCUAGAGCGUUUGGAAAAGAAAUACUCUGCAUCAAGCACGUAUGCUGGCAAUCAACCUGCGCUUGCCGCAUCUCGUUGGCACGGUGGAACCCCUGACGACAGUGAAGAAGGAGAAGCUUCGCAUGACAAUCGGCGCAUGGGGCAGGCACAGAUCCGAGGCAACCGCAGUUGGGGACGUGGUAAAGGGGGCAGUACUGCAGGUCCUUCUGGUGAUGUCUCGACUCAGAGGGCGAGAAAGCGAAAAGAACAGGGCAGAGGUAGAGGUGGUGCCAAUCACAAUCAGAGAGAAGGAAGGGCACGAAAGAUGGGCCGAGGCAUGGCGGGUCCUGCAGCACAGUAG
Messenger RNA from Exophiala bonariae, 2043 nucleotides. RefSeq lists its product as uncharacterized. The transcript has a single exon. NCBI's taxonomy places the organism in Eukaryota, Fungi, Ascomycota, Eurotiomycetes, Chaetothyriales, Herpotrichiellaceae. Gene Ontology annotation, molecular function: ubiquitin binding. Bases 1 to 2043 code for a protein of 680 amino acids. The record is from RefSeq and is a predicted model, not a curated record.